This is a messenger RNA of Bursaphelenchus okinawaensis, 711 nucleotides long. NCBI's taxonomy places the organism in Eukaryota, Metazoa, Nematoda, Chromadorea, Rhabditida, Aphelenchoididae. The record is from the annotation of a GenBank genome assembly.
AUGAGUGUACUAACAUCCCUAAAAGUAUUCUUCCUAACAUGGAUAUUGUUGUUGUUGACUUUCUACGCCUAUUACUUGUACAGCACUUCAGGCAAAGUUGAUGUACAACAACUGUUCAAUGAAUUUGGUAGUAACUUCAAGAAAAUAUCGGAACAAGUAAGUCCACUUUUACUAUGAAGAGAAUUAUUACAAUGUUUUAUGUUGUCUAUGACCUAAUAUUACCCAAUGUUUUAAAACUACUUUAAGAAAACUCAUCAAAUAUAUCGUAUUAUAAUAUAUUGCCGGAAACUGUUCUUACAGAAACUAACCCCAUCCACAAUAAAAUCUCUGGUAAACUACAGAAUGAACGACAAAGCCUACAGAAUGGAGUAUCUAAAAGAAUAUUUUGCAUCAGCCCAGCUUGAAGUUCCGCAUUUAGAAAAGGUACUGACUAAUUUGCAUAAUACUUUACAUAAAGAUAAGUAAAACACUGCUUUCUUAACAUUUUUUAAUCAACUUCAGAUAAACGACCUUCUCAAAGGAGUAAACAUAGAUUCACUAGAAGAAUACGAAGCCAAAAUAAGAAACUACGUGAAUUCAGAAGUUGAAGAAGACAAGAAACUCAAGUUCUUGAAUCAGUUAGACAUCUUCAAGGAGAACCUACCUCAUCUCGACGAAGCUAUCGAACUCAUGAUUCAGAACUUGUACAGUGAUCAAGAUAAAGAGUUGUAA